CAUUGCCUCUUUUUCCUGCUCAUACCUAGUUGACUUUUGAGUUGUGAAUCACAGAAAUCCUCAAAUCUUUAGAAAUUUGAAGAUCUUCUUCAUGCCCAAUCUCUCCAUUCGCCUCCAUGGAGAUCACCCAAAGAAACUCUUUGGGUACUUCCCAUAUCUACUUCUACCUUUCCUUGUCCAUCUUACAAUCUCAACCACAGCCGAUCUCCUCUACAUACCCUCUGAAAGCAUUCUCAUUAACUGUGGCUUUCCUUCCAACACUACUUCUGCAGCCUCCAAUGGCCGCAACUGGACUACUGAUGUCGGAUCUAACUUCAUGUUCUCUGCACAACCCAACACAUCAACCCCCUCUGAAGCCUCUAAACAAUUCAUUUCCAUCCCCCAAAUCCCUUACAUGACUGCCCGGCUCUUCUAUUCCCAGCUCAACUACUCAUUUCCCGUCUCACCUGGCCCAAAAUUCAUUCGUUUCUACUUCUACCCAGAUUCUUAUUCUGGCUUAAACCGAUCUGACGCCUUCUUCACCGUCUCCGCCGGUCAAUUUACUCUCCUUAGCUACUUCAGUCCUUCCCUCACCACUGACUACCUCAACCAAGACUACCUAAUCAAAGAAUUCAUUGUCAACAUAGAAGGCCACACAUUGGACAUCUCAUUCACUCCAUCUAAUGACUAUGGCUUUGUUAAUGGAAUCGAGAUCGUCUCAAUGCCUUCUAAUCUCUACAUUCGCGACGAAGUCCUCCCCUUCAUGGGUCAGCUGAAUUGGUUCGAAUUCGAUAACUACACAGCAUUAGAGACAGUUCACAGAUUCAAUGUCGGCGGAAAUGAAAUUCCACCAGAGAAUGAUACCGGCAUCUUUCGUGCCUGGUUUGAAGACCAUGAUUACAUACUUGGUGAUGCAUAUGGAGAAACAAGCAAGAAAACAGAGGUUCCAUUUCUGCGAAACCCGAGAUCUGAUAACGAAUCCGAAUCAGAUAAUGUUCUAUAUCUCGAUCGGCAAUGAGACUUCUGGAGAUCAAAUUGAUGUCAUAAAGCGAAGCGGUGGCAAUGGAGUGCCAAUGUAUGUAGAUUAUGUUGGAAUGGUUGUUGCAGAGGGAAGCUACAGAGGAAAGCAAGAUCUAUGGAUCUCUGUGUAUCCUUGUAUUGAAGCUAAGCCAAUGUACUAUGAUGCAAUAUUGAAUGGGCUAGAGAUAUUCAAAUUGAAUAGCAGUGAUGGUAAUUUAGCCGGAGCUAAUCCUCCACCGAUCAAACCUGAUCAGGCUCAUACUGGGUUUCCAUCUCGGCGAUUAAUACUUGUCGCCGGUAGUGCCCUGGCCGGCGGUGCUUUUGCAAUCUGUCUGGUAUGUUUCUUGAUUUACCGUUAUGGCCGGAGUGUGAAGGACAAGUAUGGUAGGUGGAUUUCUCGACCGAUUAAUCAUGGCCGCUACCUCUCACUUGGGGAGAUUACAAGUUCAAGACAGUAUGAGCAAGUUGGUUGAUGAAGGAAGAGGUGAUUGCAGGGUUAAUCAUAGUCAAUAUCUACUGAUAUACACUGCAAUUGGGGAAGAUGUGGUCGGCUAAGCCCACACUCACCAGGAGCCUCUGGCCACCACCACCACCACCAUUCUAUAAUGUAUUCAUGAAAAGGAAAAUACUGAUCUCUCAAUAUUUAUUGAUGUCUGGUCAAACUGACCAUUGGAUGGAUUAAGUUUUCCUCGUGUAUGUUGAGUUCUAAAAAAAUUUGUAGUAGUUUGAAUCUUUGAUAGUAAAUGUUGGAAUGAAACUUUGAUGAAUAAA
Macadamia integrifolia is the source of this 1770-nucleotide messenger RNA. Its product is annotated as receptor-like protein kinase FERONIA. Gene Ontology annotation, molecular function: protein kinase activity. The transcript has 2 exons. Lineage: Eukaryota; Viridiplantae; Streptophyta; Magnoliopsida; Proteales; Proteaceae. The record is from RefSeq and is a predicted model, not a curated record. Bases 807 to 1472 code for a protein of 221 amino acids.